Molecule: messenger RNA, 2592 nt
Organism: Clonostachys rhizophaga
Lineage: Eukaryota; Fungi; Ascomycota; Sordariomycetes; Hypocreales; Bionectriaceae
Source: the annotation of a GenBank genome assembly
AUGGCGACGACUACAGCUACUGCCACUGCUACUGCGACCACUACGACCACUACGAUGACCACUAUGACCACUACGACGACCACAAUGCUAGCGACCAACAAGCGCCAGCAAAAGGAGCGCCGGCGGGAUGCCCAGACCCGGCCAGCCCGCUCCAACAGCCUCCAGCGCAUGCUCGAGCUGGAGAAGCAGUGUGUACUAGAACGACGGCACGCUGUCCGUGCAUCGCCCACCUCUCCCAAGAUGAUGCAGCCCCCGUCAAGCACGUCGAUGCUGCCUGCUCCUCGCCCAACAACAACCCACUCCCGCCAAUACUCGGCGGAGCAGCGCAAGCACUUCCUUGAAGAAUCCGUGUCUGGGCAGCUGAAAAUGCAGCAAUCGAGGCCAGCGCCUCUCAAAAUUAGUACCCAUGUCAAAGGCGCUACACCUCGCACUAACACCACUAGCACCACCGCCAGUACCGAUUUUAAAUCAGAUCUACCGGCUCCAUAUAGUCCCUCCACCGUUCACUCUAAGACUAAGGCCAGGCCCAAGGGGCAAGCGCAAGUCCAAGUGCAGACCAUCAGUUUGAGUUCUUCUACUGGAAUGCUGCCCCAGCCGAAUAAACUUGCUACUGGUCCCAAGACGGUCACCUUCCACGAGCAGCCUCUGACCUCAAACCCCAGCACUGUCAUUGCUGCUGCCUCUCUUGCAGAGGAUCGGAACUCUAUCUGCCAGUCGCCUAGCUGGGAGGCGUACGCCAGACGCAAGAAGGAAAAGAAGCAGGGCAAGGAGCAGAUCGAGAAGGAGACCAAGCCUAAUUCGAAGACGAAGCCGCCGCGCCCUAGCAAGUUGUCGCAUUCCCAUUCAGCAUCGGAGCCAACCUUGCCCCUCCAGCAACCUGCCCAGACCAGGACUGUGAAGUUUGAAGAGCGGCCGGAGGAUACUAACAAAGCCCGCCGUGCCAGCACAAUCGGCAUCCCCGCCAAGCAAACUCUCCCUUCGCCAGCAGCACUUAAUGCCAAACCGCCUCAAACUCGACGGAUCCGGUCCAACUCUCUCUCUUCCAUUUUCAGAUCACCCUUCGAGUCCCACCGACCGUCACUCGAUAGCAAUAGCGGCGGUUUUAUUGGAGGCAUCAAGCUCGAGCACCAGCGCCUUGUUGCGUACCAGCGAGCUCUUAACGAGGAAGCGAUUGGUGCCAGCGGCGACAUCCACCCAGCGUUCAGAAAACACACAAGGCGCUCAUCCAGCCCUCUCAGGUUCCUUGUGCCCAAGACUGGGCCCAAGGAAGCACACGAUCGGGCCUAUCCGCCGAUCUCAAUACGCACAUCCGCCACGGCCCAGGGUCUCCUGCCCCAGAACUCAGACGCGAUGCCUGAAGGUCGAAUGAGCCGUUGGAGGGCUCAUUUCGGUCUACGAUCUGAGCCCAAGCCACAAAAGCUAAACAAAUCCUCAUCCACAGAGCGUGAUCAAAACCUGGGCGCCGUCUUCUCUCAUCGGAAUGCGUCCUCGCCAGCCAUCCAUCCACCACCCUCGGACCAGAUGAGUCGCCCUACAAGCCGACACAAGAACUCUCCCUACCUCACUGCCUCCUCCAAGGAUCUCGAAAUGCGGUCGGCUUCCUUCUCCAAUUUCCAGACACUACACAACCCAAAGCGGAUCAACGACCGCCGGAAGACCAUGACAACCGCCGCACCUGCUCCCAACUCCUCCGCGGACUCCUAUUCAGAAGAUUUACGCUCCUCGAUGGCGGCAGGCACUCCCGACACCUCCCGGCCAGGGUCAGGGAGAGUUGAUGGCUUCGAUCACGUCGCCGAGGCGCGGGCAGCGCUUGAGCGACCCCAUUCUCCGGCUUUUUCAACGAGUGGCGCAAGUGCGGUUGACCUGAACCCUGUUCAAUCCGCUGCUAUGAAGGUCUUGGCCGCGUUCCCUGACCUUCCCCCGCCCACUCGCCCAGGCAUGGGUCGACGCACCGAGUCCAUGUCGAGUGUUCAAUCGGUUCUUCUCCCAAGAAUCAAGCAGCAGAAUGGCCAGCAAAAGGAAGCCAACAAGGCUAAAUCGAUCAAGGCAUCCAAAUCCAAGGCCGAUGAUGACAAGGCGCCGGCACUCCGCGACUUGAUCAUGUCCAAGGAUGAAUCUUCGGCUGCAGCCCCUUGGCCUGCAUCAUAUCUGGAGGCUGCGCGCAAGGCUGCGCCAGUUAAAGAGUCCAAGACGCCACCCAAGAUGCCUGGAUCGCCAGCGCUGUCAGCAGCGCCAGCAGCGGUUGUUCCCUCCCCCAUCCCAUCUGCUCCACCCAGUGUGAAGGCAACCUCUCCACCUACAUCACGCAAAUCUUCUGAUUCAUCCCCUGGAGUGCGAUCUGCCAGUCUCAAUGGUGAGCCUGUUGCGAAGAUGCUGGUCCAGUGCUGCUGCUGCAAGUGCUACCAUGAUAUGCCAAGCAACUUGUACGCGGCUAUGAAUGACCCCGAAGCUAUGCUGGACUUGGAAGAGCAUAACGAAUUUGCUGGAUCCGUCUCCAUGUCUAUCAAGUGUCCAUGGUGUAAACAUGACAUGAACACCAAGUGCUGCGCUGGCUAUGCAGCAAUACUCCAUGUCCAGGAGAGAUUACAUUAA